AUUGGCCAGAUAAGCAGGUUUCAAACCCUACUCGCUGUGAGCUAUGACUUAGACUCUCUAUAUUUUGGUUUCCUCGUUUCCUCUUCUGGAAAGUAAAUAUGUUCCCCACAUCAUGAGGUUGUUGGGAAAAGGAAAUCAGGUGAUCCAUCUUAAGCACUCAGCACAAUGGCUGCCACACAUCAAACAGUUAAGGGUGGGUAUUAGUACUAUAAUUAUUCUGAUAAAAUUUGAUGGCCCUUUGAACCUCCGCAUCACCUGGGUUCACCUGAGGACAAGGCUCUGUGUGAGUAGCAAGUUAGCAGUUGUUGGGGGGGCGGGGGAUAAGAUACUCCAUCUUCUUGGAGUCCUUAAAAGUCCUUGGGACAGGAUACUCUGUGGGUUUGGGGAAGGCAAAAAGGAUGAGGCCAGGAGGAAGAAGGGCCGCCUGGGCUGGAGGAGUUAACAGCUCCCAGGCCCUGGCCCAGCAGGGCUGCCACGCUGCAGCAGAGCAACGAUUUUAGCAGAGGAGCCAGGGCUACUUCCUGAUGGGCAAAACAGCUGGUUGCCCAGGGAAAACAGCUGGCCUGGUCCCAGCCUCCUGAGAGCAAGGCAGAGCCUCAGAAGAGGACAGCUCCUCAUCUGGGGUCCUGAAGGAGGAGGGCAUGACCAAGAGGGAGAGGGUAGUCCUUCAGGAUGUGUGUGGGUGUUGGGUGGACCCCUGGAGAUGAGAGGGGUGUGAGCAGAUUCCAAGAGCAAAGGAAGGAUAUGCUGACUCUAAACAGUCAGGGCAGGGGUGCCUCCAGAUGGGAUUCAGGGGUCUCAGUUUUCCCUCAAAUAGGGAACAUGAGGGACAGGGUUGCAUAUGGAAGACAAGCCUCUGCUCAGUCCUCUUGGAAGUGGGCUUGGAACCAGAGGUGGGGAGGGGGCCCAGGCUGGGCUCUCAGAUUCCCAUCAGCUGAGCUGCACCAGGAGCAGGGCCAGGGGCCCAUCCUCUGACCAGGAUCCUGGGCUUCCUUGGUCACAAAGCAGGACGCGACCCAGAGAGCCCCCAACUCAGGAGCUGUGAAGCUGGCAACUGUUUUUCGGCGGACACAACAUCUUUGUUUGUAUGUGGUGCAGAGGAUCGAACCCGGGCCGCACGCAUGCCAGGCGAGCGUGCUACCGCUUGAGCCACAUCCCCAGCCCUGCAGAAUGCUUUCUAUGAAGAAAGCUUGGUGGUGGUCCUGGGGUGCUGGGAGGUGCAGUGCCCAGGGCCACUGGCCUGGAAAUGGCCCAGCUGGAAUUUGAAACACUGGAAGCUGUAACACUGGAAGCUGUAACUGGAGCCUUUGGAGCCAGGCCUUGGACCAGGAUGCCAGAGUUCAACAUGCUCCCCACCACCAACACGCUCACCCUUAGGAAACUCUCAUCAGUUGGAUGGCGCCCCAUCAAACUCAGAACUUCCCGCGCUCCAGGCAAGUGUGCCACAGAUCACAAUAUGGACAACACCACAGAGAUGCUGCAGGAGUGGCUGGCAGCUGUGGGCAGUGACUAUGCAGCUGUGUUCUGGAGGCCUGAGGGGGAGUCCAGGUCCUACCCAAGUGAAGAGGGUCCCAAGCACUGGACCAAAGAAAGGCACCAGUUUCUGAUGGAAUUGAAGCAGGAAGCCCUGACUUUUGCCAGGAAUUGGGGGGCUGACUAUGUCCUGUUUGCAGACACAGAUAACAUUCUGACCAACAACCAGACGUUGAGGCUUUUGGUGGAGAAGGGGCUGCCAGUGGUGGCCCCAAUGCUGGACUCCCAGACCUACUACUCCAACUUCUGGUGUGGGAUCACCCCCCAGGGCUACUACCGCCGCACAGCUGAAUACUUCCCCACCAAGAACCGCCAGCGCCGGGGCUGCUUCCGGGUCCCCAUGGUCCACUCUACCUUCCUGCUGUCCCUGCGGGCUGAGGGGACAUCUCAGUUCGCCUUCUACCCACCUCAUCCCAACUACACUUGGCCCUUCGAUGACAUCAUCGUCUUCGCCUAUGCCUGUCAGGCCGCUGGGGUCUCCGUCCAUGUGUGCAAUGAGCAACGUUAUGGAUACAUGAACGUGGGGGUGAAGUCCCACCAGACCCUGGAGGAUGAGAAGGUCAAUUUCAUCCACCUGAUCUUAGAAGCACUGGUGGAUGGGCCUCCCAUGCAGGCCUCAGCUCACGUAUCUCGACCUCCGAAGAGGCCCAGCAAGAUGGGUUUUGAUGAGAUCUUUGUCAUCAGCCUGGCCCGUAGGCCCGACCGCCGAGAGCGCAUGCUGAGCUCGCUCUGGGAGAUGGAGAUCUCUGGGCGGGUAGUGGACGCUGUGGAUGGCAGGAUGCUCAAUAGCAGUAUCCUCAGGAGCCUUGGCGUGGACCUGCUUCCUGGCUACCAGGACCCCUACUCGGGUCGCACACUGACCAAGGGUGAGGUGGGCUGCUUCCUCAGCCACUACUCCAUCUGGAAAGAGGUAGUGGCCAGGGGUUUGGCCCGGGUGCUGGUAUUUGAGGACGACGUGCGCUUUCAGAGCAACUUCCAGGGGCGACUGAAGCAGCUGAUGGAGGAGGUGGAGGCCCGGAAGCUUCCAUGGGACCUCAUCUACCUUGGCCGAAAGCAGGUGAACCCUGAGGAGGAGGUGGCUGUGGAGGGGCUACCAGGCCUGGUGGUGGCAGGGUACUCCUACUGGACACUGGCAUACACUCUGAGUCUGGCAGGCGCCCGCAAGCUGCUGGCCUCCCAGCCUCUACACCGCAUGCUGCCUGUGGACGAGUUCCUGCCCAUCAUGUUUGACCAGCACCCCAAUGAGCAGUACAAGGCACACUUCUGGCCAAGGGACCUGCAGGCCUUCUCUGCCCAGCCCCUGCUCGCUGCCCCCACCCACUAUGCAGGGGAUGCUGAGUGGCUCAGUGACACAGAGACAUCCUCUCCUUGGGACGAUGACAGCGGCCGCCUCAUCAGCUGGACUGGCUCUCAAAAGACCCUGCGUGGCCCUGUCCUGGCUGGCAGCAGUGGGCACAGCCUCCAUCCCCAGCCCCGGGAUGAGCUCUAGGUCCAAACAGUGACUCCAAAGGAGUGCAUAGGAGCAGAGGAUAUUGCUGGCAGGAGCUGCGCCCAGAAGCCACAAAGCCAGAGAGAUCUGGCUGUCGCCUUAGACUUGGCCACUCUGCCUCUGGACCAGUCUAGGUUGGGAGAAACCACUCAGAACUGGAUCCCGUUUCCCAGAGGUCGCUUAGCAAAAGGGUAGGAUUCAAAGACUCCUGACCCUGCUGGGCCUGGUUCAUAGCCCCAGGUAGAGGGACAGAGGGGGCUUCUCAGCUCUCAGUUUCAUGUUGGGCAGACUCCUGGAUCCCUCCCUCCCUAAGGACUCAGCCACUGGUCUCUUCUGUCCCUUCUACCUCCACAUCAACAGCCUCCCCUGCUCAACGCCUGGGUCUCACCAGAACCUUCUUUCCUGGCAAUGGGAAGUUCAGGGAGGUGGAAGUGGGAGGUAGAGCCCUGCAGACCUGGUGUUAAGCACAGAGUAACCUCAAUAAAAGCCAGAUGUAUUUGCACUUUA
Messenger RNA from Marmota monax (woodchuck), 3529 nucleotides. RefSeq names its product cerebral endothelial cell adhesion molecule (gene Cercam). The coding region runs from base 1247 to 3022 and encodes 591 amino acids. The record is from RefSeq and is a predicted model, not a curated record. NCBI's taxonomy places the organism in Eukaryota, Metazoa, Chordata, Mammalia, Rodentia, Sciuridae. The transcript has 16 exons.